Molecule: messenger RNA, 525 nt
Organism: Cyclocybe aegerita
Lineage: Eukaryota; Fungi; Basidiomycota; Agaricomycetes; Agaricales; Hemipholiotaceae
Source: the annotation of a GenBank genome assembly
AUGACGCGUUACGCAAUGGAGGAGGUUCAGAGCCGGAUAGUUCUUCACGGAUCACAAGAGACGCGGACGAUCCUGGACGCACCUGUCACUUUUGGCUUCACCUUCCAGCAAGGCGCGACGCAGGAUAAAGCCUCGCGUCCGGUCAGUAUUACCGCUGCUGUCGGUGGUCAAAUCGUCAAUGUCGGCUUCGACAGGUCUUGUUCUUUGGAUAUUCCAAACGCGCGCGGAUCGUGUGUCGAAGUGGCGGAGGACGCGCGUCUCCUGGCCGUUGGAGGUAACCCGCAAAUUCCUUCGUUUUCGACCAGCUUCACGACCUAUACGACGACCUACAGCGGAGCCCUUCUACCUUUAGCUACGAUAGACCCAGAGAGCAGCUCGCUUGCUUUGCCCAGUGCUACAUCCGCAAGUGCUACGUCCACCGCUACACCGACAAGCUCGACGAGCGGUGCAACAUCCUUCGUCGCACGCUCUGCAUUUAGCAUCCUGGUAGUAGCGAUUGCAGGAAUAACUGCUGUUUGCCUUUAA